AUGCACCUUCGAAAAGGCGCAUUUGAGGAGGCUGUUAGGAAAGCGUAUGAAGCCAUGGAGGAUGCCGAAGGCCAGAGACUCGAGCAACCAAAUGUUUCUAAGCUGUACGCAAGCCUGGAGUCUCAAGCAAUUGAGGAAACCAUCCGUCAAACAUCUGCAGCAUUCAUCCAACUUGCAGGUCUUAACCCAGGAUCAUUUGCUGCUGCUCUUGGUGUAGAGGAAACAAUUGCCACAACACAAGCAUUAAGGCACUUACAGGCAAUGGAAGCAGCCACGCAGACGUUGAAGGAGCUAAAGACAACGCUUGAUGGUAAAGAUGCGAAGGCAGCUGAAGAAUUGUUGACGACCUGCGGCUCUCGCAUAAAAGAGAGAUUUGAAGCGAGUGACUUUUGGUCUGUCAGCAACGAUGUUCUCAAGACGCAGGCAACGACGAUUUCUGAGCACAUGGAGAUUUGCGGAAUGCAGCGCUCGAUUGAUGAGAGCAUUGGACGGCUCAUAGACCAAAGAAACGCAGCAUUUACCCAGCAACAAUGCUUCAUCGAUGCAUCCUUGCUAAACAACUUAGCGGAAUUCAGCAAAGCCGUAGCAGUCCUUCAGGAAGACAUAUAUGGCCAUUUCUGCAGUGCACGGAAACGAUAUGAAAAGGCACAAUCUACAAAGAGGCUAACCAUACUUCCUGCAAUCCUGAAACAGUUCACCGAGACGGCUGAAAACGUCUACAAGGAAUUUGUACAGCAUCAAACGGAUGCGGAAGCCCUGUUUCAGGAAUCCAUGAAUUCGAAGACCAGCGAACUAAACGCAUCACUCAUGGAGCUAGUUUUACAGUGCAGAAGGGCUCUGGAAGAAACAAAGCGCGAGAUUGCCAAUAAGGAGCAGCUAACCUGGUCCAAACGCGAAACCAUGGAAACCGAAAUCCUUACAGCUUACCAUUCUGCGCUUUGCCAAACCAGGCAGGGUCAGCUAGCUUACAGGCACGAGCUAGAGAGAACAUUGAUUGCAGAACAAGCCAGAAACGAAUAUCUUAUUCGUCUCUACGUGACGGACGAGUCAGCUGCUGACAUAUCAGAAGAAUGCCGGGUUGCUACGGAACAACAACUGGAUGCCAUAACGUUUGAACAGCGGAAUGCACUUGCAGAUUUGAAAUCAGCCAUGGACAGCGAGUACACUCGGACAGUUCGCCUUGCCAGGGAACGGUUGCGUAUUUCAAAAGCUCUUGCACAGGAGGAGCAAAGGCUAGCGACGCUGAGGCAUGAUUUAAAGUUUCGUACUGUAACGGACGAGCUAACCUGCUUGCUGAAUGCUCAGACUAAACUUGAUGAGAACAGAAACCAGAGCGUUAAGCACUUUCAUCGGCGACUAUUGCUUGAGCUGGAGGACUACAUAAGAAAGCUGAAGGUUAUCCUCGAAAUACAAGAUUCGUUUACAGUUGCUGUUGAGCUACAGCAGUGCCUCGAUUCACUGAACAGAAAUAUCCGGGGUGCUAGUCAAGCGGCAGCCCACUCCUUGACUUCAGUUCAUGAAAACGUGACAACUGUCAUGCUUCAAGAGCUGCGAAAUGUUCGAACCAGCCUUCUCCGGUCUGAAGAACUGGAAGAGGAGGAAAUUGGAAGGCGUAUUGAAGUCCUAAAAGAGCAGGAGAGGCAAAUUUUGGAGGAAGACGAAGAGCGCAGGCGCUCCUGGAACAGCACAGUUCCACUAGAAGAUCUGGACGUGGAAAUAGAGAUCCAUGAUACACAAGACAAGCUGGCGAUGGAACGAAUUAGGCUGCAGUUUAUUGAAGACGAGCGGGAUGCCCUUCUCUCCCAAAUAUCACAAGCAAAGGCAGAGGCCCUGUGUCAAGGCAACGAAUCGGAACUCCCGGAGUUCAUUGAUUCACUGAAAAAAAAAUCCCUGGCGCGGGUGGAGGAGAUGAACGAAAGAAUACUUCAGCAAAGCGAGAACCGAGAAGCCGAGCAGCUUAAGUCCCAAGAAAAGAGAAAGGAGCUUAUAUCGAAAAGAAUUUCCCUUGCAAACGAUGCACGCGAAAAAAGCGCAAUGUGGCUUGAACGGCAGGCAGAUGAACUCAUCCGCAACAAACUCUUGAGAGCAAGGGAAGCUGAAUGGACUACAAUUGUUCUUGGCAAAGGGGCAGCAGAUACUUCGUGUGCUCUAUCGACUAUGGAAAGCAUAAGGACGCAGACUGAAGAGCUUAAGAAGAAACAGGCUGAAGAACUCGUGGCAUUUGAAGACGAACUGAAGCAUUCUCAAAAUGCGAAAUACCUAGAAAUACAAGACCUGAGGAACAAGCUGAAAAUGCUACAGCAACGAGUCGGAGAGCAGGAAGAAGACUCAGAAGCUGCGGAUGCUAUUCGCCGGGAAGCUGAAGCUACUGAGAAGGAAAUCGCAACACUUGAGGCUGCUGCCCAUGACGAAGCCAAGGCUGCCGAUGCGAGAAAGCGCGAAUUCGUCGAGGAGCAGAAAAAAGAGCUUUUCAAGCACGAACUUAAUAAACAAAGAGAGUUUAUGGAGACGCAGUGGAAGCUCUCCAGGAUUGCGAAGUUUGAAGAACUGCGUAGCAUGCAGCUUGAUCAAUCUAGCAGUGUUGCAGCUCAGAAGGAGCUCUUAGCAGGCUGUCACGAAGCUGAGCUCCGAGAUUUGAAAGAGCUGCACAGUCGCCAAAGAAUUCUUAUUCUCAAUCAAUUCUUUCAUCAAGCGCAACGAGAGGCGAAGGACAAGAUUGCGAAGUUUGAAGAACUGCGUAGCAUGCAGCUUGAUAAAUCUAGCAGUGUUGCAGCUCAGAAGGAGCUCUUAGCAGGCUGUCACGAAGCUGAGCUCCGAGAUUUGAAAGAGCUGCACAGUCGCCAAAGAAUUCUUAUUCUCAAUCAAUUCUUUCAUCAAGCGCAACGAGAGGCGAAGGACAAGCUCUACCCUACGAAACGCCUUUCUAUAUAUUCGUCAACCGCGGCAGAACAAGCUCGUGAGGAUCAGAGCGACGAAGCUUCUGCUGACGCUACGCUAGCGUCGCAGGAAGAUGAAUAUGUCAAGCAAGCUAUGGCUGCAAAAACAGCGCAGAUAGCGGCGCAGGAAGAAGAGGAAGUGAAGGAGCUGAAGGAAAGACAUUACGCCGAACUUGCCGAGACUGUCCAAUUGGUGCUCCCUGAUGAACAUACGGAUUGCGGGGAAUCUCCGUCUCAUAGAGAAGAUCACUCCCAUGAUAAAUCAAGAAAAACUCUUGACAAUGCGGCUAGCAAGGUCGUAGCUGAGUGGCAAAAACGUAUAAGGUCUGGAAGCUGCGCAAGCAUCUUGAUUGCCAAAGAGGAUGGAGCUGACACAAAGGCAGCUGCCAUCGGCAAGCAUCUAGAACAGUUCGUCAACGCCGUGAUUCGGGGGCCUCGGAAGAGCGUAAUGGAUUUUAAGGCGGAACGGCUGCAGACAACACGGCAAAAGGAGAAGCAAAUGAAAGAACAGUGGAAGGCCAAAAGAGAUGCGCUUGAGAGGUGGCAUCCUAUCUUUUGGUGCAUUGUGGAGGAAGAAGCCAAGCACGGGUCCUACGAGGCAUACGAAGAUUCUUCGAACGUAGUCGCUCGUGGGCCAACGUUAUGUAACAUCGAACGCGUAAUAAAUUCAAUUGAAGAGGGGUCUUUCCUCAGAAAUAUGAUUGCAAAUUUAGGAAUACUUGCUAAGGCAUUCAGCGCCUUGGGGACAUCGCCAGAUUAUCUUCCAACCGACAGCGAAGGCAGUGAAUCGGACUCCAGCACUCCGUCCAGCAGCAGCUACCAAACGGAGCCAAGGCAACGGCGGAAAGUGUCAGGCGCCUCCGCGCGGACAUCUCAAAGCAGCGAUAGCAGUGAAAGUUCCGAUGAGAGUACUGAAAAAUCCAGCAAUGAAGGAAGCAGCAGUGAAGAAGACAGCAGUGAAGAAAGCGCUAGCAACGAAAGCAGUAGCGCAAGCGAAGAUACCAGGUAUAGCCAGACGCAGGCUAACAAGCAAGAAGCCAUGGCAACUUUAAGUAACCAAAAAACUGGAAGCAGUAGCAGCGACGACAGCGAAGGUGGCACUAGUGGAACAAGCAGCAGUAGCGCAAAUGUAAGCAGGACAAGCAGUGGGAGCAGCAGCAAAUCUGUUGACGAGACGAGUAGUGACAGCAGCUCAGAGACCAGCAGCGACUCCAGCAGCAGCAAGAGCAGCGGGAGCAGCAGAGCUGACAAACUGAGCCGAGAUAAAAGCAGGAGUGGAAGUGAAGGCGAUUCCCCUGCGGUAAAAGGCAGUCGCGGCUCUCAGCCAGAUGGCGCUGAAGCUUCAGGUUUUUCGGGCUCUUCUAGCUCAUCCGAGAGCAGCAGCGCAUCGGAUCCGGAGUCACCUGAGCCGUCUAGAAGCUCAAGUGCACCUCAAAGCUCACCUACUUCGCUUGGGAACGUGAACACUCACAACAGACCAAACCAGCAGGAUAGCAGCAGCCAAAACGAAAAUGAAAGUGACAGUUCUGUCAGCAGCUCCGUUAGCCGGCGGUCAAGUACAGCAGGCACUGAAACAAGCAGCGAUUAG
This is a messenger RNA of Eimeria mitis, 4524 nucleotides long. RefSeq lists its product as uncharacterized. The record is from RefSeq and is a predicted model, not a curated record. NCBI's taxonomy places the organism in Eukaryota, Apicomplexa, Conoidasida, Eucoccidiorida, Eimeriidae.